GUCGGAACACACACACACACACACACACACACACACCUCAUUCAUAACCAGACGUCUCCCCCUACUCUGCAAUGACUGACUCUAACGCGCCUGUUCUCCAGCUGACUGAGGAGGGCGGCCAUGGAGGUAAAGCUCAACAGAAGAAGCAAAAGAAAUCGGAGUCCUGGAGACCUCAGGAGGCUAAAGACCGGUUUGCCAUGCUGGAGUCUCUCCCUGAGGAGGAGCAGCAGGAGAUCCAGAGAGCUCUGCACCUCUUCUCUCUGGGCCAGAGCCUCCCCAGGACCCUGCAGGAGGCACUGAGACACACCUACCGCUUCUGGGACUCCCAGCCUGUCCCCAAACUGGGGGGGGCUGAUGGGACCCAUGUCGGCCCGAUAACGGAGCCAGACGGCCUGGUACGCCGGGAACAAUACUCCCUACCUCCAGGGUUCACCUGGGACACUCUGGACCCCACCAGCCUGUCUGUGUUGGAGGAGCUGUGUGUGCUGCUCAGUGAGAACUACAUUGAGGAGGACGACAACACACUCCGACGGCAAUUCAACCCUGAAUACCUGAAGUGGGUCCUAAUGCCCCCCGGCUGGCAGGCCCAGUGGCUCUGUGGACUCAGGGUGAGCACCAAUCAGAAGCUGGUUGGGUUCAUCUCCGCUGCUCCCACCAACCUUCGUAUUCAUGAUACGGAGAGGGUGGUGGCACAGGUCAACUUCCUGUGUGUCCACAGGAAGUUGCGUCAGAAGAGGAUGAGUCCAGUUCUGAUCCGGGAGCUGACCAGGAGGGUGCAGCAGCAGGGGGUGUCCCAGGCCGUCUACACGGCCCCCGUGGUCCUACCAACUCCUCUGGCCACCUGCCGAUUCUGGAAUCGGCCGCUGAGUCCCCGUAAGUUAAUGGAUGUUGACUAUCCUGGCCUGAGACUCAACACCAAACUCCACCUCAAACUGCAGCGCCUACCCAAGCUUCCCAAGACCCCUGGCAUGCGGCCCCUGACUCUUCAGGACAUACCCGGAGCCAUGAACCUGCUCCACACACACUUUCUGGAGUCUGGUCUAAGCCCCACCCUCUCGCCCCAGGAGGCUGUGCAUUGGCUGCUGCCCAGGGAGGACGUGAUGGACAGCUAUGUGGUAGAGGCGAGCGACGGGACAGGGCUGACCGACCUGGUGAGUUUCUACACCGUCUCCACUCGGGUCCUCAACCAUCCUGUCCACAGCCACCUGAGGGAGGCCCGCCUGUUAUACUGUGUCACCACGGCAACGGAACCGGUGGACCUUGUUGAGGACACCCUGGUGCUGGCCAAGGCUAAAGGUCUUGACCUCUUCAGCGUGCUGGAUGUAAUGGGAAACAGCUGCUUCCUGGAAAAGCUCAAGUUUGUCCCUAGUAAAGACUAUCUCCAUUACUACCUGUACAACUGGGCAUGCCCAACCAUACACCCUGACAAGGUCGCUUUACUGGUCCCCAACUGACCCUGUUCCUUGGGUCCGAUCAUUCAACGUUGUAGCAGCAAAUCCCAAUUCGAUAGGGGGCUCCCGACUGCAUCAUAUAAAGUGCCGUUAUGAUUAUACAUUGAUCUCAGAUCCAUCAGAUGGUAUUAGUGUAAAUACACUGCAUGGAAAUCUGUAUUUUUACAUCAUAGGCCUACAUAUGGAUGAAAAUAUGCAAUAAUGUUCACGUUUGCUGCCUUUUGUGACUUGAUCUUAUUAAAAAA
Gadus chalcogrammus (walleye pollock) is the source of this 1696-nucleotide messenger RNA. RefSeq names its product glycylpeptide N-tetradecanoyltransferase 1-like. Gene Ontology annotation, cellular component: cytoplasm. The transcript is spliced from 12 exons. Gene Ontology annotation, molecular function: glycylpeptide N-tetradecanoyltransferase activity. The coding region runs from base 72 to 1454 and encodes 460 amino acids. Gene Ontology annotation, biological process: N-terminal peptidyl-glycine N-myristoylation. NCBI's taxonomy places the organism in Eukaryota, Metazoa, Chordata, Actinopteri, Gadiformes, Gadidae. The record is from RefSeq and is a predicted model, not a curated record.